AAAUGAUCGCAGACUACAGAUCGAGUUUACAAGUCAAACGAUACUAAACAUCGAUAUAUUUUUAAUCAAUUCAGGAAAUAACAGAUUUUCUAUUUAGUAAAGAAGAGUCCACCAAACCAAUUUAAAUAAAUUAUUUAGGUUGUAGAAAAUUAAAACAUUUUAUCAAAAUUGUUUUCUAUUUAGAUAAUAAUAUCGAAAUUAUUAUUUUUUGUUAGUUUGCAGUUCGCAGUUCGCAGUUCCGUGUUUCGAUAUGGUUUCGAUUGAUUGAAGAUCGAUUUCGACAUGUCACUACUGACUGACUGACUAACUGUCAUCGUAUAAAAUAAAGUUGUUAUUUAAAAUCAAAAAUACCACAGACAUUUAAGAAUUUAACUUUUUUGCAAAAAUGAUGUGAGAGUAACAUUAAAUUACUCAUAUGGAAGGCAUUUUAUGGAAGUGGACUAAUUAUUGGAAUGGAUGGCAAACAAGAUGGUUUGUAUUAAAAAAUGGAAUAUUAUCUUAUUAUAAGUCACAGGAAGAAGUUAAUCAAGGCUGCAAAGGUUCUCUUAAAGUACAAGCAUGCGAAAUCAAUGUAAACCCUCUAGAUACAACUCGUUUGGAUUUAGUAAUUCCUGGUGAACAGCACCUUUACCUAAGAGCAGCUACUUCCCAGGAAAGACAGCAGUGGCUAGUAGCACUGGGUAGUGCUAAAGCUUGUAUUGAAGGAAAUGAAAACUCCAUUUUUGAUUCUAAUCCAGAUGUAUUGAAAUCAAAGAAGUCAGAAUUAAGGCUAUAUUGUGAUUUACUGAUGCAACAGGUUCACGUCAUUAAAUCAGCAGCGCAAGAACAAAACGGUCCCGAAAUUGAAAAAAUGGACGAAUCAACUAGAUUUUUAAGUGCUACAUGUGAUACAUUUAUAAAAACUCUUGAAGAGUGUAUGAGCCUAUCGAAUGUCGAUGUAAAAAACCCUCUAACUCCAAGUUGUGAUACAAUAUUUCCAAUGCCAAAUAAUUCCAUUCCAUCCAAUAAAAAGAAAAAUAUAACAAAAGACAAUGGCCCAAGACUUGUAAACCAAACUAUGUAAAUGGUUAUCUCUGGAUUUGUAUUUAUUUGUUAAUUUAUUUAUAUAUUUAUUGAUAGAUAUUAGAUUUUCUAGUUUACUUUUUUUAUAAAAUAUAAAUUAAGGCUUAUUCUCUUCAAACUAGUUAAUCAGUGAUAUAAAUUGGUAUUUUUUGAGGAAUGUAUUUCUUAAUUAUAAGAUUUCUAGAAGUUUUAUUUUUAUAUUCAUAUUGUAAUCCAUGUUUACGGGAGGAAGUGAUAUCAUAAUAGUCAAAUUUUGAUUUCUACUUCAUAGCAGGCUUCCAAUAAUGAUAUCCAUUUUAAUCAAGAAAAAAAAUGACGAAUUUAAAAUUCUCUGAUUGAACUAAUUUGUAGAGAAUUACCUAUAACCAUAUUGUCACAAUAAGUUUUCAUUAAAUGGUAAAAAUGUGCAAUAAGAUGGUAUGAACUAAAAAUUUUAUUUUAUUAUUUAAAAUGUUUAUUUAAGAUAUUAUGUAUUUACUUACAAUGAAACAGAUUGAAUAAUAUACAUAAAUAAAUCUUUUAUACACAAAAUAGAUGAAAGCAAAAUUGAAAUAGGUUGCCUUUGACACAUCUACUUUUAGGAAAACCAUUGAAUUCUAAAAUAAUAUUGCAGUGCAAUUAUUAAUCAUUUAAAAAAUUAUAAAAUCAGUUAAUUUUGAUGAGAAAACAGAAGGUAGGAAAGUAAUUCCAACCAAGACGUAAAAUAAAGAACAAGAAAAUCUCAAAGCCAUCUUUCACAAAAUAAUAAGAGCUAAUACUACAACAUGCAUUGAAUUGUGUCCAAAGAAAAAUAUCAGAGAUAGAAAAUUAUUUUUAACAUUCCAGCAUUGAAUUUAAACGCUAUUCUGGUACUGGUUUCGUCCUUAUUAGGACUCAUUAGAAUCAUCAGCAAGGAAUAGACAUUCUUGAUUCCAAUCUCUAAUGGAACCUGUAUAGAUGCGUAAAAUUCACUUAUUCGCUCCGUGCGAAGUCAUGGAAAGGGAAGCAAACGCGAUACUAGCGCUAGCUGCGGAUAAUUCGUGCAUUUUAGGGCGAUAUUUUGUAAUUUUGGCAUAUCAAAU
Molecule: messenger RNA, 2123 nt
Organism: Psylliodes chrysocephalus
Lineage: Eukaryota; Metazoa; Arthropoda; Insecta; Coleoptera; Chrysomelidae
Source: the annotation of a GenBank genome assembly